Molecule: messenger RNA, 561 nt
Organism: Colletotrichum truncatum
Lineage: Eukaryota; Fungi; Ascomycota; Sordariomycetes; Glomerellales; Glomerellaceae
Product: GTP-binding protein rhb1
Biological process (GO): small GTPase-mediated signal transduction
Cellular component (GO): plasma membrane
Molecular function (GO): GTP binding; GDP binding; GTPase activity
Source: RefSeq, a predicted model, not a curated record
AUGCCGGCACCAAAGAACAGGAAAGUGGCCAUUGUUGGCAGCCGCUCCGUUGGCAAAUCAUCGCUUGCCGUCCAGUUUGUGGACGGUCAUUUCGUCGACAGCUAUUACCCUACCAUCGAGAAUACCUUCAGUAAGACUAUACGCUACAAAGGACAAGAAUACGCAACAGAGAUUGUCGAUACUGCUGGUCAAGAUGAAUACAGUAUUUUAAAUUCGAAGCAUUUCAUUGGCAUCCACGGCUAUAUGUUAGUUUACUCAGUGUCAUCACUGCCAUCUUUUGAGAUGGUGCAAGUUAUACGGGAGAAGAUCCUGAAUCAUUUGGGCACCGAAUCCGUCCCUAUUGUCAUUGUGGGUAACAAAAGCGAUCUACGACCUGAGCAACGACAGGUCAGCGCCGAAGAAGGGAAGAAGCUCUCCGAGAAGAUUCAAUGCGGGUGGACCGAAGCCAGCGCGCGAUAUAAUGAGAACGUUUCAAAGGCAUUCGAGAUAUUAAUCGCACAGAUUGAGAAGGCACAAAAUCCCAACGAGGCCGCGGAAGGCGGCAAAUGUACCCUGAUGUAG